AUGUUCCGUGCUGUGACGACAGCUCACGACCUGGUCACAAGUAAUGAUGAGUUGGUUGGCUCCCUCGAAGGAAUCGAGUGUAUUCUUCUCGAAGCUCUCUUCAAGAAUUAUACUGGCGAUCUUCGUCAGUCUUGGCUAGCCGCCCGCAGAGCCGUAACGAUCGCGCAAAUGCUGGGUCUCGAUCGUGGCAUUGCGCCUUUGUCCUUGUCUGGAUUCUCCGCCGACCCCGACGAUAUGUGGUUUCGAAUCGUCCAGUUUGACCGUUACAUCGCUCUGAUGCUUGGUCUACCGCAGAGCUCGGUUCAGGAUACCUUCGCCACUCCCCAGGCUCUCGAAAGGUGCUCGCCUCUUGAACGCAUGCUACGCCUGUGCUGCGUAGCAUGCGGUCUGUUAUUACAACGAAGCGCCUCCGAACUACAUGAUGCCAAUAUCACUAAAGAAGUAGACAAGUUAUUGCAGGAUGCUUCCGCCGCGAUGCCGCCUCAGUUCUGGGUAUCACCGAACUUGAUCUCGUGCACUAGCCAGUCGGACAAGGUUCGCGAAAUUCUGCGCUUCAACAACCAUUUCAUGUACUACCAUAUCCUCUUGCAACUACAUCUGCCUCAUAUGUUCGAUUCAACUACCCAGAAAGAGAACUACCAUAAUAAAAUGGUCGCCAUUACAGCAAGUCGCGAGAUUCUCUCCAGAUAUGUGUCUUUUCGCGCGUCUCAGACAACGCGUUACUACUGCCGAGGCAUAGACCUGGUCACCUUCAUACCCUGCACAACCCUCUUCCUGGCCUAUCUAAACGGUGGUAGUCGCUGCGCAGUAGCCGAAGACUCUUUCUCAUUUACAGCACAUCAACGGCUGAGUGAUCGAGGGCUUUUGGAGCAAACCCUAGCGAUCAUGCUGGGGGUUGUUGAUAUAAACGACGAUGCAAUUGCUAAGCGGGUGACUACCUUACUUCGGUUUCUCCUGGCUAUUGAUGAAGAUGCCAUGUCGGGAGGAAGGUACACUGUUGUGUUCUCACCAAACAUGCGAAAGCGUGGGGAAGACUUCGGAAGCCAUGCGGCUUUGACGCACAACAACACCGUUUUGGAGAUCUAUUUGCCUCAUCUGCCGACCAUACAUAUCCAAAACGAAACCCCCAACACACCAAUACCACUGAAAUCUGGUCCAGACCGAGAGAAAACGGGCGAUUGCCAACAUAAAGACCUAGGAAAUGGAUGCGGAUGCGAUCGCAGGCCAAAAGAUUGGGGUGACCCAAACGUGGUACAGAUCAUGCCGGUAGCUGUUGAGGACCCAUCCGACGUCCUUGACAGAGUUGACAUACAUGAAUCGCGAUUGCUGAGAAACAGCUCCGCCGAGGUCGACUGGAACUUUGAGAACCUCGAUUUUGCGUUUCUGGACAGCUUCAUUGAGGGGGCGUUAUAA
Messenger RNA from Colletotrichum siamense, 1413 nucleotides. Its product is annotated as Dehydrocurvularin biosynthesis regulator. Gene Ontology annotation, biological process: DNA-templated transcription. The record is from RefSeq and is a predicted model, not a curated record. The coding region runs from base 1 to 1413 and encodes 470 amino acids. Gene Ontology annotation, molecular function: zinc ion binding; DNA binding. The transcript has a single exon. Lineage: Eukaryota; Fungi; Ascomycota; Sordariomycetes; Glomerellales; Glomerellaceae.